CAAUUAUCAUUUUCUUUUUUACAAAUUUCAGAGUAAAAAGCUGUAAUGCUUUCAAAUUUUUUUCGAAUUUCUUUGUGUUUCAUCAGCAACAUCGGUUAAUUCCCAAAAUGGUCAAAGUGGUUGAGGACAUUUUCGGCAUUGCGAUCAAUCCAUUCACGGAAAAAGCGCAAGUCGUGCGACGUUAUACGAUCAGCAAUGCGAAUCAUCUGACCGCCUCCAUUAUUCAACUGGGGGCCUCCAUACAGAGCAUUAGCUGCCCCGAUGCGUAUCACAAUGUGGAGGACGUUGUGCUGGGCUUCAACGAUGUGGCCGGCUACGAGAAGAAUCGCCACAGACACUUCGGAUGCAUGUUGGGACGCGUAGCCGAUCGUGUUGCCAACGCCGAGUUCAUUAUGGACAGACGACGAGUGCAUGUGUCAAAGAAUCUGAACGAUAAGCAUCAGAUCGAUGGCGGCUAUGUGGGCUUCGAUCGUGUCAUUUGGGAUCUGGAUAUGAUACGACCGGAUGGUGUUACCCUCAAACAUGUCUCGGCUAAUGGCCACGAGGGUUAUCCGGGGGAUUUGACGGUGCUGGUGCAUUACACCAUGGACGAUGAUAAUCGUUUCUUUAUGCGCAUCGAGGCGAGAUCGGAUCAAACGACACCUGUGAAUAUCAGUAAUCAUUGCUACUUUAAUUUGGCCGGACAGCGAGCGGGCCGCCGGGGCAUCUUGGAGCAUCGUCUGGUGAUUGCGGCCGAGCAUACGAUUGAAACGAACGAGGAAUCGAUGCCAACGGGUCGAUUUUCUACGGUGAACAAUACGAUCUAUGAUAUGCGAGUGCCGGCAUUUAUUGGCGAUCGUUUGAGGCAAUUUGAGCACAAGUCUGUCCUUGGUUUCGAUGUUUGCUAUGCCAUCGACAAGGACUUUGAUGCCAAUAUUGUGCAUUUCGUGGGCAAAAUUCUGCAUCCCGAGUCCGGUAGAUUCAUGGAGAUCCACAGCAAUCAGCCGGGUCUGCGUUUUUGCACGGCCAACGAUUUUCCCAACGAUUCGCGUGACGAAGAACCGAUUAUGGGCAAAGAUUGUGCCAGAUAUUUUCAGUAUUCGGGUUUCAGUGUGCAAAUGGAAAAGUUUCCUGAUACCGUAAACAAUCUCGACUUUCCCACUGCCUUCAUAAUGCCCAGUGAAUUGUAUUUUCACGAAACCAUCUACACAUUUGGCGUGCAGGAGUCGUGGAAGUGUUGCGCCACACCCGAAGAGCUAACGGAGCUGGGCGAUGAUAUUGUUAGGUACCAUUAACAUGUGUAAAGUUAAUUUUAUUUUCAACACAUUGUUUCUUUUAGUGUCAACUAAAUUUACAGUCAUUUCUUAAUAAAACUAAGCUUUAAUAAAGCAAG
Messenger RNA from Drosophila nasuta, 1372 nucleotides. Its product is annotated as galactose mutarotase. Gene Ontology annotation, biological process: glucose metabolic process; beta-D-galactose catabolic process via UDP-galactose, Leloir pathway. Bases 108 to 1274 code for a protein of 388 amino acids. The record is from RefSeq and is a predicted model, not a curated record. Gene Ontology annotation, molecular function: carbohydrate binding; aldose 1-epimerase activity. The transcript has a single exon. NCBI's taxonomy places the organism in Eukaryota, Metazoa, Arthropoda, Insecta, Diptera, Drosophilidae.